AAAUGAUUUAAUUGCUUUGUCAUCCAUGGGUAAAUUCCUUUUCGAAUGCCUCCACGAGAGCGAUCGCCGUUUACUGGAACGAAAAUAUGGGAAAUGGGCCUUUUUUCUUGACAAGAGCGUACUUGGCGUUAGUAACAAUUUCAAGUGGUUACUGGGGGUCGUGGGGAAGACCGCAGUUUAGCGCUAGUUGGAACAAUACGAGAGAUUGGAAGAGAGAAUUGGCCGAUAAGGAAGGUUAUUUUACCAACACUUGGGCCGUGGAAAUCGACCCUGCAGAAGAACACGUAGUCGCAGCGAUUGCGAAAAGACAUGGUUUUUCAGUUAUAGGAAAGAUUGGAGAUCUUCCUGGUCAUUAUCAUCUUAGACAUGAUGAAGUGGAUGAACUUAAUAAAGAGCACAACAGAGACAAAACUGAUAGAUUAUUACUUGAGAAAGAGGUGAAGUGGGCAGAACAGCAAAAGAUUCUUCACAGAGUUAAACGUGAUGGAAUACCUACAGAUCCGAAGUUUAGAGAAAUGUGGUAUUUGCUCAAUGAAGGUCAGACAGGAGGACCUGUUGGAGUGGAUAUUAAUGUCCUUCCAGUCUGGAGGAAAGGCUAUACAGGCAAAGGAAUUGUGGUGUCUAUUUUAGAUGAUGGUGUUGAUCAUACUCACCCAGAUUUGGCAGCAAAUUAUGAUCCAAAAGCUAGCCAUGAUUUCAAUGAUAAUGACGAUGACCCUAGACCACGAGAUACUGAUCCUGACAACUGUCAUGGCACCCGAUGUGCGGGAGAAGUUGCAGCUUUAGCAAACAACACCAUUUGUGGAACGGGGGUCGCGUACCACGCGCAUGUAGGAGGCGUUCGCAUGUUAGACGGUAAAGCCACUGACGCGUUAGAGGCGAGCUCGCUGGGAUUUCAACUUCAAUAUGUAGACGUAUUCAGUAACUGUUGGGGACCAAAGGAUGAUGGGAAAACUUUCGGGAAGCCGGGUCCUUUGGCGGCUAAGGCGCUGAAGAGAGGAGCUGAAACGGGUCGCGGUGGCAAAGGAAACAUUUACGUGUGGGCGACUGGCAAUGGAGGUCUUACAGAUGAUGACUGCAACUGUGAUGGCUACACUACCAGUAUAUACACAGUAUCUAUCGGCUGUAUCGGUGAUCAUGGCCUCUCUGCUUACUACACUGAGCUGUGCUCAUCCACCCUCGCAGUAACAUUUAACGGAGGUGCACACAGAGAGCGCGAAGAAAACAAAAUGAUAACUACAGACCUCCAUCAUCAAUGUACAGAACAGUUCAAAGGGACUUCAUCUGCCGCCCCUUUAGCAGCAGGAAUGAUAGCUCUUGUGUUGGAAGCGAAUAACAAACUCACCUGGCGGGACAUGCAACAUAUCAUCGUCAGAACAGCUAAACUAACGAGUCCUGUGGAUGAUGGAUGGCGGACAAAUGGAGCGGGAUUUCAUUUCAAUCACAAGUUUGGUUUUGGUCGCCUGGAUGCCGACGCUAUGGUAGAAAUGGCAAAAACAUGGACUUCGGUACCAGCACAGCGGAUUUGCACUGGAGCAGCCAGUAUAGAAGAAAGGGAUAUCCCUUCAGGUGGUGCACUGGAACUGUCCAUACCCACUAAAGCAUGCGCGGGGACUAUUGCCGAGAUAAACAAACUUGAACACGUAGUACUUACCAUCAGCUUUAUUCACCGACGCCGUGGUGACGUCAGCAUUCUACUGAUGUCACCGUCAGGGACGAAGAAUGAAAUGCUUUCUACUCGACAUUACGACGACUCCAAGGAGGGUCUUGAUAACUGGGGCUUUAUGACCGUACACUGCUGGGGUGAAAAUCCUCGCGGUUUCUGGCAGCUUAAGCUCAUUGAUAAUCCGCUGAACGAGAUUGGGGACCGUGUGUUGAACGGUUACGGUACGCUACACCUGGACACGAGCAAACAAGAUACGGAUGUAGAAGAUUUGGAGGAACAAGUUAUUGACGAUCAAACCAAGCAGCAGCAAACUCGCGUUCAGCAGCUGAAGAUGCAGAACGACCAUAUUGAUUUUCCAUAUCCCCCGGGAGUUAGACGAAACGAGGUGCGGCACCAGAACAGCUCGGAAAUGAGUGAGCAAAGCGUCAUAGACGAUCUUUAUAAUCUCACAGAAAGCGAUGUGGCUAGCGCCACGGAGUACGUUUACGAUCGAAGCCGAAUUGCGUACCCCGAGGGAUCGGGAAGUGGGGAUUUUUCUGGCAGCGACGAGGAUUUCUCAGACCCUGGACUUGACCUAAAUCCACAAGAAUCGGGAAGUGGGCGAGAGCCUAAAGCUUAUGUUAGUGAGGGAAUUCCCUUGGAAGAAAUACCCGACGAGGAAAUGGAUGCCGAGGAUCGAGACCACGUUUCAGACCCCUCGGAUUCGAGCGGGACAUCCCGGGAUGAUUUCCCCGAUGAUGAAGAUUUUAUCGACGAAGACACUAUGGAUGAGAACAACGGUUUUAAAGAUACUCUCCGAGAAACACCAUCUGUACUUAAGAAUAAGAAAUCUAGAGGGAGAAAGAGGCACUCGAAGACAACCUUUGCCAAGAAAAGUGUUGUAGUGAACAAUAAUUCCAAUACGAUAAAGAAAAAGGUCCAAGUUGCGGCUGAGGAAACCGCAACCCAGCGUGUUCAAGUAAACGCGGGCUACGAAAAUCCCGAGAUUCCAUGUCUCGCCAGCGGCUGUUCUGGGGUUCUAUUAAAAUGGGUGGUCACGUUUUAUGGAACUGAAAAUUAAUCACAUUUAGUAUAGCGAUUUUUAUUAAUUUAUCUGUUUUAUAAUUCUUUCGAACAGAAACAUCACCACCAGGACCCUAUACCAUCUGGAAGUUUUGCUAAAUUUUGAUAAACGGCUUGGAUAGGGCGUGCCUUCAAAUUAGACCCUGAAUGACGAAUUGGCUGAGCCAUGAAUUCGAUUUAGGAAUUUUUUUAAAUUGAAAGGCGCUCUUUCACAGAGAGUUUCCUUCUUCAAGCCGAUUAUCAAAGUUAUGAAAACCAUUGUUUGCUUUAGGGGGACUCUGCUUCGGAAAAAGAACGUGGUUUUUUACCAAUACUUUGCUCUGGUUCACCGCACAGUGAAUUGUAGAAUAUUUUCUGACAAGUUUUGUACUGUGCUAACGAACAUACCGCUACCUCAUUCACACAAAAGCUAAAACAUAUGUCAAGACUGUUUUGUUAAACACGGUCUUCAAUUUAUAUCUUUGUAGGAGCCGCUUAAAUCGAUGUUUGUCGACUUCAUAUUUUGCACAUUUAAAAUACAAGUUAGUGACUACCUCCCCUCCUAUGGACAAUUCAGUUUUUCAGUUCUCUGCGUCUGAUUUUCAUUUAGUUAAACCCGGUCUUAGAAAGUUUUGCUGGUUUGAAUGGGGUAGGAGCCCAAAAGCAAUCAAAUCAAGUGUAAACUGUAGGACGUUUAUUUCACAGAAAAAGCACGCAGUGAUUUCAUACACAUAGGUGUUAUCCCCCCCUUAGGAAUACAAAACCGUAAACUAAGUGCAUCCUUGGCCAUGAAGCUCGCUCUAAAACACCCAAGUUCUGUCUCUAUUAUGCAUUAAUUCCUGAAAUUUUCUCCAAUAUUUUAUCUUUGUGACAAGGAGGACUUAGCCAGUUCGUGAGAUUGGUAGCCCACCUCAAUCAGUGUGUAGAGAAUACAGUUUUACAUGAUUGGUUUCCAUCUUUUCCAUAGUGAAUCCACUCCAUUCCCUAACCUAGCUGGCAAUUUUUUUGCAGUGAGUGUCACAUUAAACA
Molecule: messenger RNA, 3736 nt
Organism: Pocillopora verrucosa
Lineage: Eukaryota; Metazoa; Cnidaria; Anthozoa; Scleractinia; Pocilloporidae
Product: PC3-like endoprotease variant B
Biological process (GO): protein processing
Cellular component (GO): trans-Golgi network; Golgi membrane
Molecular function (GO): serine-type endopeptidase activity
Source: RefSeq, a predicted model, not a curated record